AUGUCAAAUUUAUUUUUAUUUCUAUCAAUUUCAACAUCAUCAUUGAAUUUAUUUGAUUGUUACUAUAAAAAUGAUAAUCACCCGUCACCUCUAACAUGUUCAAACAACGUUAUACCACAUCUAGUGUCUGUCAAACGUCGUAGAAGUGUACUUGGUGUAUUUUUUUGGAAUGGGGGGGACUAUUCUGAUGAAUUCAUCACCAAUUAA
Molecule: messenger RNA, 207 nt
Organism: Cavenderia fasciculata
Lineage: Eukaryota; Evosea; Eumycetozoa; Acytosteliales; Cavenderiaceae
Exons: 3
Coding region: 1-207 (68 amino acids)
Source: RefSeq, a predicted model, not a curated record